This is a messenger RNA of Ipomoea nil (Japanese morning glory), 2739 nucleotides long. RefSeq lists its product as uncharacterized. The transcript is spliced from 2 exons. The record is from RefSeq and is a predicted model, not a curated record. Lineage: Eukaryota; Viridiplantae; Streptophyta; Magnoliopsida; Solanales; Convolvulaceae. The coding region runs from base 140 to 2653 and encodes 837 amino acids.
AAUUUGAUAACAUUGAUUUACUUUAGUUGUGAAGGGCAUAAAGUUUCAAUUGAAAAGCGAGGGAGGGAGAGUCUACAGUGUGAUUAUGUGAAUCGACACAAUUGUUCAAUCUCUCGCGGUUUCGAUCCGAUUACGAUAAAUGUGCAGUUCCCAGCAUUCCGAAGAAGACGACCCAAUCGAUCCGCCGCAUUCACAUCGCCAACCCAUGGAGGAAGAACCCCAAAACCCUCAAAUCCCAGAAAGCCCCCGCAAUCAAGAACCGCAGCAAGUGAUUCCGGGGGAGGAAAAACCUAAUCUUCAUCACCAAGAAGAUCCAAAAUCCAGUUUUGAGGAAAACCCGGAUCAUCAAUCCUCAGGUAAGGCCCUCGCUUUACCCAUUCCCGUGGAUGUUCCACACAGCGGUGGAGACAUGUCUGAUGCCCCUUUGAUCUCUCAGCCUAACCCCCAUAAGCGCCUUCCUAAGCGUAAGAAGGGUAAAUGUAAUGCCAGGAAAAAACGAGCUAUAGACAGGAGAUUAAAUUCCCUUAUGGGCAAAUUGCACCCCGUUCCCUUUAUCCCCUCCAAGAUUCUUGAUUUUUAUAGUCACCAGAAGCUGCUCAAGGGGCUUGGAUUAUGGGAGUUUGUUAAUAUAGGGUUUAAUGCGGAUGUUCGGGUUGAUUUGAUCGCGCAGUUGGUUGCAACCUAUGAUCCAAAAUUGAGGCGAAGCUGUGUGAAUGGGGAGAAGAUUGCUGUGAGUAGGGCUGAUUUAGCUCGGGCCCUCAGUCUGCCAGUGAAGAAGGAGAAGGGUGAUGUUGUUAACUUGGAUGUUGAAGAAUUUUCUGAGGAGAGUAUUGGGUUUCUUGAGGAUUUUGUGUCAAUUUGGGUGCUUUUGCAUGAUGAUAUUUGGAUGAUGCCAAAUGAGGUGUUGCAUUGGAUCAGGGUGAUCAAGGAUGGGAGUCCAGAGAAGGUGGAUUGGGCCGGGUUAGUAUGGUUCAUGGUGGAGAAGGAGUUGACACAGGGGGAGCAGUUGGAAGACUGUUAUUAUGCAGUGCAUUUGCAGUAUUUGAUUAGAUCACAGCGCGAGGAGGUGUUCUUUAGUAAGGAGUUGGAAAAGGCGGAGUUAGGUAUAGAUGUGGAGGAAGUGGAGUUGGAGAAGGCGGAGUUUGGUAUAGAUGUCAAGGAAGCGGAGUUGGGUAUAGAUGUCAAGGACGUGGAGUUGGAGAAGGCGGAGAUGGGUGUAGAGGACAAGGAGGAGGAGUUGGGGAAGGCGGAGAUGGGUGUAGAGGACAAGGAGGAGGAGGAGUUGGGGAAGGCGGUGUUGGGUAUAGAGGACAAGGAAGAGGAGUUGGGGAAGGCGGAGUUGGGUGUAGAGGACAUGGAGGAAGAGAUGGGUGUAGGGUUCAAGGAAGAGGAGUUGGAAAAGGCGGAUUUCUUGGGUGUAGGGAUCAAGGGGGAGGAGAAUGGUUAUGUGAAAGUUGGAGGUGUGACCGAGGGUCGAGAUGAAGAGAGCGUAUUGAUAGAAUCAAAUAUUAAGUUGAGUUUGGGGCAUGACAUGGAGAAGACGGAAGAGGUAAACGAUGCAAUGGCGAUGGAUGUUGGAGAACAACUAGAGGAGGACGAACAGGAGCAAUGGCAGCUGUUGGAUGGAAAGAACGAUAUGGGCGAACCCUUUUUGCGUUUGUGUACCAGCGAAGCCGUGACAUUGGAUGAUCUUGAAGAGAUGAAAGACGAGAGUGAAAACUUGGUAGACGAGGAAGAGGAAGAAGUAGAAGGCGAUUAUGGAGAAGAGCAAGGAUUCCCGGGAAUUUUCCUUCAAACAGGGGAAGUCUCCCAGAUUCCAUUUUCCAACAAUGGGCAUCUUCAUGAUCAGCCAUCCAUUGAACUCGUUUCUUCUGGUACCGAUCUGAAUGGCAAUAAAAGAGUGGUUGACCACAACCACGAUGAUGAUGACAUCCCUUAUCAACCUCACGGGGGCAAUAAAAGGUCGAGGAUCGAAGGUCCAUCGGAUAACAUCCCUUCCGAUUUCGGGACUAUCAUGGAACAAAUGCAACAAAGGAUGACAAAAGCUCGGAUGAUGUACGAAGCAAAGGAGCAGACCGAGGCACAAUUAAACAUACAUAAGCAAAUAUUGCUCGAUGAGUGCCACAAGCGCAAUGCCGCGAUUGAACAUUUGGAAAGGACCACACCGGAAGAAAUACAGAAAAGAGACAACAUGAUCUAUCGCCUUGAACGUGAACUUUUCAUGAUGGGGAACAUCGUGGAGGGUUACAAGAAAGCACUGAAGGACACCCACAAGGCAUUUGCUGAAUAUAGGCAACGCUUUCAGCUUCCCGAAGAACCAAUUUACAAGGACGCUGGGCCUGGUGGUCUCGUGCUUAGCACUGCAGAAAUCGAGAAGCUUCGCCUUAAGCAAGAGGAGGAAUACAGGUCAAAUUGCUUGAUGCUGCAAAUGAAAGCGGAAGAAGCCCUAGAAGGCUAUACUGCUGUAUUCGAAAUGUAUAUGGACAAGGUCACUGUGAUAGGUAUCAGGCUAAUGAGUAUUUCGAGUGAUGUGGAGGAACUCAAAGAAAUGUAUGGUAAGCGCCGCAAAGACCUUGAAACACACCAGAAAGCAGUGAAGCUCGAGGUGAUUGAUGAGAAUGUUGCCAAAACUUCUAACCUGGCAAGUAGUUGAUUGAUGAGAAUCCUGUUUGUGCUGUGCUAACUCUUAUCAGCUUAUGAAAUUUAUAUCCAUUUAGAUAUUAAAUUCUCUAUUUGUCU